CUGACUCUCUCACUGGCUCGCUUCUAGAAGGUGAAGGAUCCCGUCUAUAAAAGGGAGUGCGAUCCACACUUCCUCUUGAACUCCGAGAAGAAGAAGGAUCAGAUCUAGGGUUCCGGCGAUGAGCUCCGUUGUCUCGCGUUCAGCCACUCGAUCCCUUCGUGCUGGUCUCUCCAGAUAUGGAAGAUCAUUGUCAAGCGAAUCAAAUCGGUUAGAUGAGCCUCUGAAAGCUGAGGGAGCAGAAAGUGCGCGAUCAUCUACGAAGUUACUUGUACUGGGUGGCAAUGGUUUUGUUGGAUCACAUGUCUGCAAAGAGGCGUUGGCGCAAGGAUUAUCUGUUUCUAGUCUCAGCAGGUCUGGAAGGCCAUCAAUACGUGAAUCCUGGGCUGAUAAAGUCGAGUGGUACAGAGGGAACCUUCUUGAGCCUGAAUCUUUGAAGGAUGCUAUGAAUAAUGCAAACGCUGUGGUGUCUUGUGUUGGAGGCUUUGGAUCCCCUUCCCAUAUGCGGACACUCAAUGGGACUGCAAAUGUCAAUGCUGUACGAGUUGCUUCGGAGCAAGGUGUACAAAGAUUUGCUUAUGUAUCGGCAGCUUCUUUUGGUGUCAUAGAUUACUUUCUACAAGGAUAUUACGAUGGACAGAAAGCCACUGAAGCAGAAAUAUCGGCCAAGUUUCCCAAUGCAGGAGUAAUUCUAAGACCAGGUUAUAUCUAUGGCACGAAACGAUAUGGGAGUAUCAAGAUUCCUUUAGGCCUAAUUUUUGCCCCUUUUGAACUGGUUCUUCAGUAUACCGAGCCACUUCAUCGGAUCCCGCUCAUAGGUCCUGUCUUCACACCGCCAGUUAACGUUGCCAAAGUUGCCAAGGUCAUAGUGAGAGGCGCCACCGAUCCAGCAUUUUCGCCGGCCGAAGUAGAUGUCUAUAGCAUCAUUCGUUUGGGCAAACAAUUGUGAGGUGUGUUUCGGAAUGUUUAUGGAGGAAUAAUUAGUUUUAUUAUUAAGAAUUGUUAUCCUUCCACGUAAAAGGUAUAACUAGUGAAAAGUUCAUGGGGGUGAAGAGUUGUUAAUUAGUUUUGUGAUGUAGAAAUUAAAGCUUUUAGGUUACAAUAAGUCGGACAUGGUCUUUGAAUGUAAUUUGGAAACCUUUUAUAUGGUGCUUUCAGUCCUCAAUAAUUAUUUUAUUCCUAAUUAA
Messenger RNA from Zingiber officinale, 1184 nucleotides. RefSeq lists its product as uncharacterized. The record is from RefSeq and is a predicted model, not a curated record. Gene Ontology annotation, cellular component: mitochondrion. The transcript is spliced from 10 exons. Lineage: Eukaryota; Viridiplantae; Streptophyta; Magnoliopsida; Zingiberales; Zingiberaceae. Gene Ontology annotation, molecular function: protein-containing complex binding. Bases 119 to 946 code for a protein of 275 amino acids.